This is a messenger RNA of Hyposmocoma kahamanoa, 920 nucleotides long. RefSeq names its product hemolymph lipopolysaccharide-binding protein-like. The transcript has 4 exons. NCBI's taxonomy places the organism in Eukaryota, Metazoa, Arthropoda, Insecta, Lepidoptera, Cosmopterigidae. The coding region runs from base 129 to 707 and encodes 192 amino acids. The record is from RefSeq and is a predicted model, not a curated record. Gene Ontology annotation, molecular function: signaling receptor activity.
GAGGCCCAGGAAGUUAUUAAGUUCUGGACAGAUACACAGCCGUUCUUUUGGGUCUAUGUUGGCAUCUCAAAUACCAUUUCUAAUGAAGUAUUUGAAACUAUUGACGGUAAUCCAAUAGAAGAUGUAUAAUGGAAGGCUGUGUUACAUUGAACAAAGAAGGAAAAUUACACGACGAUCGCUGUGAUAGGAAAUACCCUUUCAUAUGCAAGAAAGCCUUAGCCGAUCUCGAAUGGAACACAGACUGUGAUAUGCCUAACAAAGAUUACAUAUUUAACCAAACAUUGGGAAAAUGCUACAAAUUCCAUUUGACCCCGAAGAAUUGGACUGAUGCAAUCACUACUUGUAGUGCGGAGCAGUCGUACCUUGCCAUAAUUGAAAGUCAAGUGGAAGCUGACCAUCUGGUACAAAUGACGGCUGACGCGCCGAAGCAUAAGGUUCAUGGGGACUACUUGGCUGGUACUGUUCAUUUGGGCUUCCAUAACAAAGAUUCAGAUGGGUGGAAAACCAUUAAAGGGGUACCUCUCCACAACAGUGGUUACGCAAAAUGGGGCGGAGGUCAACCGGACAAUAGGGGAGGCACAGAAGUAUGCGGCAGCAUGUUCUACGAUGGCGGCCUCAACGAUAUGAGCUGCUACGUACGCUGCUUCUUUAUAUGUGAACACGACAUUGGCAUUUUCGCCGGCGCUUUUGACGAUCGAUUUAAUUAGUUAUUGCAAAAGCAACCCAGUUAGAUACGGAUUGUGUUCAAGAACGAUAUUUUGCCUUAACAUUCAUGUUAACUCAAUAUUACUACAAAAAGUCAAUCUGUCAACAAUUAUAAUCUCCAGAUCAACGACAAAAGUGUAUUACAAACUGUUAAAAUACAAUGUUAAAUAUUACGUAAUCGUGGUUAGAAAUAAAUAUAAAAGUGUAAAUUACUA